AUGGAUCGGAAAUGGAUGCUUGCAAGGCGUACUAGUGACGAGUAUGAACAAGGGGUAGAUGAGUUUAUUGCAUUUGCUAUUGAGCAUGCUGAAGAUCCUUCUCGCAUUUUGUGUCCAUGUGUCAAUUGUAACAACAUGAUCCGACACAAUGUCGAGGAUGUAAGAAUCCAUUUGGUGGUUAAUGGAAUUAUCCAACAGUACAAGUGUUGGAUAAAACACGGUGAGACAUUAGGGGACAUACCUUCUUAUGUAGAUACUGAGAUGUAUGAUGAAAUGAAUGAUGAUGAAAUAGAAGAUAAUUUCCAUCUAGGCAAUGAGCAUCUAGAAGAAAUGACGCGUAUUUUAGAGGAAAACAUUGAAGAUAGUUCUGAAAUGUUUGACACAUUAUGUAGUGGUGCAAAGACCCCUUUGUACCCUGGUUGUUCUACAUUUAGCAAAUUAUCUGCUGUGUUGAAAUUAUACCAUCUCAAAGCUCGUAGUGGAUGGACUGAUACAAGUUUUUCGAGCUUACUUGAAUUAGUGAAAGAGAUGCUUCCUAUUGAUAAUGUGCUUCCGGGUCGUAUUUACGAGGCAAAGAAGAUGUUGUGCUCUAUGGGUAUGGGGUAUGAAAAAAUUCAUGCCUGCCCUAAUGAUUGCAUUUUAUAUCAAAAAGGAUAUGCCUCUUUAAAAAGCUGCCCUGAAUGUGAGGCUCCACGAUACAAGGAAAAUAAUGUGCCAGCUAAGGUUAUGUGGUAUUUUCCAAUAGUACCAAGAUUUAAACUCUUAUUUAGUAUUGUUGAAGAAUCAAAGAAUUUGACAUGGCAUGAAGAUGGGAGAAAAAAAGACGGUUUACUUAGACACCCGGCCGACUCUCCACAACGGAUCAAAAUUAACCGCGACUUUCCUGAAUUUGGUGCGGAGCAUAGAAAUUUGCGUCUCGCCCUUGCUGCUGAUGGAAUGAAUCCUUUUAGUAAUCAAAGUUCUCGUCAUAGUACAUGGCCAGUCAUUUUGAUGAUAUAUAAUCUUCCUCCAGAACUGAUAAUGAAAAGGAAGUAUAUGAUGCUGACCAUGCUAAUUUCGGGCCCAAAACAACCUGGGAACGACAUAUAUGUAUAUUUGGAACCCUUAAUUGACGAUUUGAAGAUGAUGUGGGAACAUGGUGUAGAGGUGUAUGAUGCUUAUUGCAAUGAAGAAUUUAAUUUGAAAGCAUUGCUUUUUGGUACAAUAAAUGAUUUUCCAGCGUAUGGAAAUUUGGCAAGUUAUGCUACAAAAGGCUAUGAAGCAUGGCCUGUAUGCCAGAAUAACACAUUCUCCUUCUACUUAAAUCAUUCACUCAAAGUUGUCUACCCUGGAAAUCGCAAAUUUUUGCCAGUUAACCAUCAAUAUAGAAGGUGGAGAAAAGCUUUUGAUGGGACUUCUGAAGAAGGGACUCCUCCAUUGCCGCCAACAGGAGAACAAAUACUUGAGAAAAUGGAGAAGUUGAAUGUCAAGUUUGGGAAGUUGAAUGCAAAAUAUGUUCCGAGCGCUGGUUACAAAAAGAAGUCAAGAUUCUUUGACCUUCCUUAUUGGAAGACCUUACAUAUUAGACACUUCCUAGAUGUGAUGCAUAUUGAAAAAAAUGUGUGUGACAGUCUUAUAAGUACUUUACUUAAUGUGAAGGAUAAGAGUAAAGAUGGUGAGGCUGCUAGGCUAGACUUAGUUGACAUGAAAUUCAGACCCGAAUUAGCACCAGCACCAAUUAAGGGCACGAAUCGUACAUAUCUCCCACCUGCCUGCCACACUCUAUCAAGGAAGGAGAAAGUUUCUUUUUGCGAGUUUCUUUCUGGAGUUAAGGUUCCUGAAGGUUAUUCUUCAAACAUUAAAAGGCUUGUGUCAAUGAAAGACUUGAAGCUAAUUAGAUUGAAGUCACAUGAUUGUCAUAUUCUAAUGGAGCAUCUUCUUCCAGUGGCUAUUCGCUCUAUUUUGCCAGAAGCUGUUCGAAAUGCUAUCACAAGACUUUGUAUAUUUUUCAGUGAGAUUUGUAGCAAAGAGAUUGACCCCUUUAAAUUGAGUGACUUGCAAAAGGACCUUGUUGUUUGA
This is a messenger RNA of Chenopodium quinoa (quinoa), 2058 nucleotides long. RefSeq lists its product as uncharacterized. NCBI's taxonomy places the organism in Eukaryota, Viridiplantae, Streptophyta, Magnoliopsida, Caryophyllales, Amaranthaceae. The transcript has a single exon. Bases 1 to 2058 code for a protein of 685 amino acids. The record is from RefSeq and is a predicted model, not a curated record.